AUGUCCGAAAAAGACGUUCAUCCAAACAAAUACAGCGAACUGCGUAGUAUCUAUAAAUACUACAUUGAUUCAUACAUUGCGUUGUAUCAGCUGAAAACGGAAAAAGAAGAAGAUUUAAACUCUAUUUACAAAAUAAUCAAAACAGAAUUGAUUGAUACAAAUAAAUAUUCUCCCAAAAGCAUGAUAAAAGACAUUUUAAAUAUCAUUCCGUAUAAUAAUCGCUAUGCAAAGUCAUAUUUAUCUCUUGCCAAACUCAUAUCUGAUGAAUAUCAUGUCAAAGAGGCUAACAAUGUCAUAGGACUUUCAAUAUUAAUGUUUUAUAAAGAAUAUGGAAUUAAAUUAUCUAAAUAUGGUGACUUCGAAAAUUAUGAUUUUAAAAAUUUUGAUAUUCAUACAGAGAAUACAAUAUACAGAGCAAUUAUGUAUAAUGACUUAGAAAGAUUCAUUUUAUUCACAGAAAUAGAUGAAUUUGAUAAAAAUCAAACACUUAAAAGCCAAUUAUAUCCAGACUCUUACAAAGAAUAUUCAUUACUUGAAUUAUGUUGUUACUAUGGGGCUGUUGAUUGUUUCAAUUUAUUAAGAACAAAAUUCAGCUCAAAAAUAACUCAAGAAUGUCUAGAAAAUUCAUUUUUAGGAGGAAAUCCGGAGAUCAUGAGUGAAUGUUUGAAAUAUCAAAAACCAGAUGAAUAUUGCAUGAAAUAUGCAAUUAUCUCGCACAACAUUGAUUUUGUUACAUUCUUGAUGAAUGAAUACAAUAUAGAGAUCGAUUUAGAAUACUGCACAAUUUACAAUAAUCUUGAAUCCUUUUUAGUUUAUUUCGAUCAAACUAAUGAUUUUAACAAAUGCUUUAUUAAUUCAGUGAGGUUCAAUAUUCCAUCCCUUUUGGAAUACUUCCUUUCACGUGGUGCGAAUAUCAAUGCAAAAGUUGAAAGAGGAGAAACUGCUCUUCAUUAUGCAACAUUGAAUAAUAGUAAAGAAACAGCCGAAUUUCUUAUUUCACAUGGUGCAAAUAUCAAUGAAAAAGAUAAUGACGGAGAAACUGCACUUCAUCUUGCAGCAUUGAAUAAUUAUACAGAAACAGCUGAAGUUCUUAUUUCACAUGGCGCAAAUAUAAACGAAAAAAAUGAAUUUUUAAGAACAGCACUUCAUUAUGCAGCAGAAUAUGAUAAUGGUAAAGAAACAGCCGAAGUUCUUAUUUCACAUUGUGCAAAUAUCAACGAAAAAGAUGAAUAUGGACAAACCACACUUCAUUGGGCAGCAUGGUAUAAUAGAAAAGAAACAGCCGAUGUUCUCAUUUCACAUGGUGCAAAUAUCAAUGAAAAAGAUGAAGAUGGACGAACCGCACUUCAUUUUGCAGCAUUGAAUAAUAGUAAAGAAACUGCCGAUUUUCUUAUUUCACAUGGUGCAAAUAUCAAUGAAAAAGAUAAUGAUGGAGAAACUGCACUUCAUCUUGCAGCAUUGAAUAAUAGUAAAGAAACUGCCGAAUUUCUUAUUUCACAUGGUGCAAAUAUCAAUGAAAAAGAUAAAGAGGAAAACCUGCACUCAAUAUUGCAGCAUUGA
Trichomonas vaginalis G3 is the source of this 1560-nucleotide messenger RNA. Its product is annotated as ankyrin repeat and SOCS box-containing protein 4 family. NCBI's taxonomy places the organism in Eukaryota, Parabasalia, Trichomonadida, Trichomonadidae. The record is from RefSeq and is a predicted model, not a curated record. Bases 1 to 1560 code for a protein of 519 amino acids. The transcript has a single exon. Gene Ontology annotation, molecular function: protein binding.